This is a messenger RNA of Rotaria sordida, 1259 nucleotides long. The record is from the annotation of a GenBank genome assembly. NCBI's taxonomy places the organism in Eukaryota, Metazoa, Rotifera, Eurotatoria, Philodinida, Philodinidae.
GUUUAUUUAAUAAUAUUGGUAAGAUAUUGAGAUAAUAUUUUAUUUCAGUAGAAGACUUUAGCGUUUUAAGAAGAAUUGGUAUUGGUUUAGCUAUUGCUGGUGGUGUGAUUAAUUCUAUGCUUUAUAACGUUGAUGAUGGUCAUCGAGCUGUUAUUUUUGAUUGUUUCCAAGGUGUUAAGCUAGGUGUUAUUGAAGAAGGAACUCAUUUUAUGAUUUCAUGGCUUCAUAGACCAAUUAUAUUUGAUAUUCGUACACGACCACGAUCUAUUCUAUCAAUAACAGAAAUAAAAGGUAUAAAAGCUAGAAGAAAACAGUCAACUUCAGGAGAGAGUUUUAAAAUCUGUUGUACUAAGUCUCAAUUUGAUGCUAUUGAAUUGAUUACACAACGCACACUUAUUUCGCAACGUAAUAGUGAAUUAUUAACAGAACGUGCUGCUCAAUUUGGUUUAUUACUUGAUGAUAUUUCAAUUAUAAGAUACGAUAAAAAAGAGUCUCGAACACAUUUAAGUUUUAGACCUGAAUUCACAAGUGCUGUUGAAUUAAAACAAGUUGCACAACAAGAUGUUGGAAAACAACGGUUUUUAGUUGAAAAAACGGAACAAAGUCGUCGAGCAAAUGUUAUUGCAGCAGAAGGUGAUACUCGCGCAGCUGAUUUAAUUGGCAAAGUUUUAGAUGAAGCUGGUGAUGGUUUGAUCGAACUUCGACGAAUUGAAGCCGCUGAAGGUACUGCAAAUCAAUUAUCAAAAUCAAGAAAUAGAGUCUAUUUACCACAUGGUCCUCAAAUUUUACUUAACAUUACUGAAAUUUUUACCUAUCGACGUGAAAAAAUUGAUGUAAGAGGCGAAUGUUUAAAACUUGUACCAGCUGAAAAUAUACAACAAAAUACUGUUGAAAUAAUUAAACAAGAAAUAAACAGCAAUCAAAAUUAUACAAAUGCUCGAUUUCGUGCACCACUUGCCAAUUAUUUACUACAUUUGGUUUCACCUCAAGUAGCUACAGCUCAUUUUCAACUUGUUUUACCAUGUGAGCAUCGUUUUGGUUCAAUUCUUCUUGAAAAUCCAUAUUAUGGUUUAAGAAAACCACCAGAUCAAUCUCGUUCAUCAUUAUUGUAUGUUAUCGAUUUAUAUAUCAUGGGUGAAGUACUUGCUUUAGAAACACUUAUGCUACUUCAUUGGUGUCAAAAAAUGAAAUUAACAUCAGCUAUUCUACAUGGUUUUUCUCUUGGUGGACAUAUGGCUUCAUUAGCAUUUACAAAAUAA